AUCGAUUUUUGACAUUUCGAAAAAGCAUGGUAAAAAGAAAAGAAAACAAACUCAAAAUUUUGUAAUUUUACAAGAGAAACUUUAAAAUUUGUUAAAUAUCAUUAAAAAUAUGGGUAAAACUCGUCCACCAAAAAAGAAGAAGCUUGAAAUAGUCUUUAAUCCCGAGAAAAGAAAAGACUUCUUGACUGGUUUUCGUAAACGUAAAAACGAGCGUCGCAAGAAGGCCAAGGAACAACUAGAGAACACACUCAAAGAAGAACGUAAACGAAUCCGUAAAGAAAUCAAAGAUGGACUAAGUCAUUUGAAGAAAACUUUCGAACCACUGAAGGAAUUAACCGAACAAGAUAAAGUCGAAGAAGAGUACGAAGACGACGAUGUGAAAGUUAAAAUUGUUGAACUAUCAACAAGUGAUUUAGCAGCUCAGAAUAAUCUCAUCGGAGAGAAUCGUGGAGCAGUAAGUGAGUCCGAAGAAGAAGAACCGGAAUCAGAUGAAGAGGACCAAGGAGAUGCUUUGGCCACAAUUCCUGGCAUGGAUUUGGUAGAGAAAAAGACCAAAGCCAAAUCUCCCAAAGAAAAGUCAUCGGAAAACAAAAAUAAAUUAACCAACAAAGAGUUGAAAAGUAAAAAAGAUGUCGAUCGGUUAAAGAAAACUAAAACGUUUAACAAAUUGAAGAAAAGUAAAGCGUUUAAGAUGAAAGAACGUUUGGAUAAGAAAGUCAAUCAGAAGAAACUUCGAAGGGACAGGAACAAUACACUGAAGAGUUUACCGAAGAGUGGUAUAAGGAAGUUGAAAAAGAGUCAUCCCACCAAAUUUAAUAAAGGAAGGAUGAUGAGUAGAAAACAGAGAAGAGAAAAGAAAAACUAGAUUUUUUUUAAAAUAAAAUAAAGUAGAUUUUUUUAACAUA
Molecule: messenger RNA, 905 nt
Organism: Episyrphus balteatus (marmalade hoverfly)
Lineage: Eukaryota; Metazoa; Arthropoda; Insecta; Diptera; Syrphidae
Gene: vito
Product: nucleolar protein 12
Exons: 2
Coding region: 110-865 (251 amino acids)
Cellular component (GO): nucleolus
Molecular function (GO): RNA binding
Source: RefSeq, a predicted model, not a curated record